AUCCCCAUCUCGACUUGCCUCGGUAUACUCGUUGAGACAACAACCAUUGUACUCUCACAGCUUUACUUCCUGCACCCAAUUCAUACUGCCAUUCUCGCUGAAAACGCCAUCUAAACCCUCCACCUCACGACACCAUGACCGUCACCACUCCCGAACACGUUUUCCAGCUCACAGGCUCCUGCAACAACUACCCUUGGGGCAAAAAGGGAAAACAGUCGCUAGCCGCUCAACUAUGCGCAAAGACCGACAAGAGCUUCCAGAUCAAAGACGAUGAGUUCUACUCGGAAAUGUGGUUCGGCGAUUAUCCCGACUUUCCAGCAAAGAAGUUCGAUACGGGAGAGCCCCUGAAAGACAUGCUAGAAAAGAACAAGGAGCAGCUGCUGGGAAAGAAGGUUAUUGAUAACCUCGACGGCCAACUUCCGUACUUGCCAAAGAUCCUUUCCAUCGCAAAAGCCCUCCCGCUCCAAAUCCACCCCAACAAGGAGCUUGCGACAAAGCUCCACAAGAAGGACCCCGAGAACUUUACCGAUCCCAAUCAUAAGCCGGAAAUUGCCGUGGCUCUGUCCAAGUUCGAAGUCUUUGCCGGAUGGAAGCCUCUUUCCGACAUUGUGCCUCUCUUCCAGCUUUCCUUCCUCCGCCAGUAUGUUCCCGCAGGGACCACCGACACCUGGACCGACGUCACCCUCCGUGAGAUUACCCGAAGUCUGCUCAAGGCUGAAGAGUCUAGCGUAGAAUUUGUCGCCCAAUCGCUUCUCAAGACCUCCAAGGAAGAUCUCGGACCCAAGAAUGCCUACAUCCCCGAUCUGAUUCCUCGUCUACAGGAUCAGUACGGCCCCAAGGAUCCGGGAACUCUCGUCGCCCUCCUCUGCAUGAACUUCAUGGUGCUCCAGCCCGGUGACUCCAUCUACAUCCCCGCCGAUGGUAUCCACGCUUACCUGUCGGGUGACAUUGUCGAGUGCAUGGCCCGCAGCAACAAUGUGCUCAACGCCGGGUUCUGUCCUCCCGCCGACCGCAACAGCUACGACUUGUUCUCCGAGACGCUGACGUUCCAAGCGCAUACCGCGGCGGACAUGCUGCUGCCGAGCAAGAAGAGCGAGAAGAGCAAGGAGGGGCGCACGGUGGUGUAUAAGCCGCCCAUGAGCGAGUUCGAUAUGCUCAAGGCUGACCUAGGAGCUGGGGAGAGCGAUGAGAUUGCGCCGAGCGAUGGGCCUGGCGUGUUGAUUGUUACAAGUGGCGAAGGGACAAUGCUGGCUGAUGGCAAGACAUUUGACUUGAAGGAGGGUUCCAUCUUCUUUGUGGCACCGGAGACGGCGGUUGUCUGGAAGACCGAAAAGGGGAUGCAAAUCCACAUGGCGGUUGUUUGAGGAGCGAAAUCCUCCUACGGUAAACCUUCUUUUCUUCCUCCCUGUUAAGCCCAGAUACCUUAUGUUCAUACUACUGGCACCCAAACAAGACUUGUACCAAACUUUCACCUUUGCUCCAAGAAAAUGUGAUCAUUCCAUGUACCUGGCUCUGUUCUCUCUUUCCUGGGUGUUCCAGAGACAGCAGCUAGUACUUCCAAGUCCAACGCAGGCAUACCAGCCCACCAGUGUACUGCAUGCAAGACACCUUCCCGUUUUCUCGAUUUCUUAUGACUCUUUCGGGUAUGCUUGUGGUCGGAUUGUUUGAAGACAUGAUGUGCUCUUGGACAUAGGAAGGAGCUACUAGAUACAAGUCAAGUAUCACCAAGCAACUGGGUACUGCGGUGAGCAUGUACUUCUCAAUCACG
This is a messenger RNA of Neurospora tetraspora, 1768 nucleotides long. Its product is annotated as mannose-6-phosphate isomerase. The record is from RefSeq and is a predicted model, not a curated record. Gene Ontology annotation, cellular component: cytosol. The transcript is spliced from 2 exons. Lineage: Eukaryota; Fungi; Ascomycota; Sordariomycetes; Sordariales; Sordariaceae. Gene Ontology annotation, molecular function: zinc ion binding; mannose-6-phosphate isomerase activity. Gene Ontology annotation, biological process: carbohydrate metabolic process; GDP-mannose biosynthetic process. The coding region runs from base 135 to 1364 and encodes 409 amino acids.